CGUCACUUAGCCGACAGUGAUGGGAAGUCGAGCGAGCGCUGAACCUCCACUCAGACCCACAGAGAAGAUGAGUGGUAGCCUUCCUCUUUCCCGCUCAGAGGUGUUUGGGGAGCUGAGGAAAGAGCUUCAUGAUGACAAGGAGUUCCACCAGUCUGAUGUACACAUCUUCAUCAUCAUGGGAGCCUCCGGAGAUUUGGCAAAGAAGAAAAUUUACCCAACGCUGUGGUGGUUGUUCAGAGACGGUCUCCUGCCAGAGCAGACAUACUUUGUGGGGUUUGCUCGCUCCCAGUUAACAGUUGAUGCGAUCAGAACGGCCUGUAUGCCAUAUCUAAAGGUUACAGACUCUGAGGCCGAGAGGUUAGAUGUAUUUUUUAAAAGGAACACAUACAUUAGCGGGAAAUACGAUGAUGAAAGUUCCUUUUCGGCCCUGAACACUCACCUCCUGUCUCUGCCCGGAGGUGCCGAGGCUAACCGUCUGUUCUACCUGGCACUGCCUCCCUCUGUGUACCAUGAUGUCACCAAGAACAUCAAGCACCAGUGUAUGAGCACCAAAGGCUGGAACAGGAUCAUCGUAGAGAAGCCGUUUGGGCGUGACCUGCAGAGUUCAGAGGAGCUGUCCACUCACCUGUCGUCCCUUUUCACAGAGGAGCAGAUCUACCGCAUAGACCACUAUCUGGGCAAAGAAAUGGUGCAAAACCUCAUGGUGCUCAGGUUUGGUAAUCGUAUCUUUGGCCCCAUCUGGAACCGGGACAGUAUCGCCUGUGUGGUCUUCACAUUUAAAGAGCCCUUUGGCACACAAGGCCGCGGGGGGUACUUUGAUGAUUUUGGCAUCAUUAGGGAUGUGAUGCAGAACCAUUUACUCCAGAUGCUCUGCCUGGUUGCCAUGGAGAAGCCUGCCUCCACCAGCUCUGAUGAUGUCAGGGACGAGAAGGUGAAAGUGCUGAAGUCCAUAGCCCCAGUGACCAUGUCGGAUGUGGUACUGGGUCAGUACGUGGGCGAUCCAGAGGGAGAAGGAGACACUAAACUGGGUUACCUUGACGACCCCACUGUUCCCAAAGGAUCCACUCAGGCCACUUUUGCUACAGCUGUGCUCUAUGUGCACAAUGAGCGCUGGGAUGGGGUCCCGUUCAUCCUGCGCUGUGGAAAGGCUUUGAAUGAAAGGAAGGCAGAGGUUCGACUGCAGUUCACAGAUGUUCCCGGGGACAUUUUUGACAAUCAGUGCCACAGAAACGAGCUGGUGGUCCGUGUGCAGCCCAAUGAGGCUGUUUACGCCAAAAUGAUGAGCAAGAAACCUGGAGUUUACUUCCACCCAGAGGAAACCGAGCUCGACCUGACCUACAAGAGCAGAUACAAGGAUGUGAAACUUCCAGAUGCUUAUGAACGCCUCAUUCUUGAUGUUUUCUGUGGAAGUCAGAUGCACUUUGUGAGAAGUGAUGAAUUAAGGGAAGCAUGGAGGAUUUUCACACCUCUUCUCCAUCAUAUUGAAAAAGAGAAGCCCAAACCUAUUCCCUACAAAUAUGGAAGCCGAGGACCAGCAGAAGCAGAUGAACUGUCAAAAAGAGUCGGUUUUCGUUAUGAAGGAACUUAUAAAUGGGUGAACCCGCACAAGCUGUAGUGAAAGAGUCAGGAGUAGAGUUAGAAUUGUAGGACAUGAGCAGUGGGUUUGUCUGCUGUACCAUGUCCCUUUUACUGAAGUGUCUUUUUGAGGCGUUUCAUCUGCCCCUUCAUAGAACAGCACUGAAAAAACUAUUUAAAAUACAAGUACCAGUACCUCAUUAUUUUUGAGACACUGAGACAUUUGUGAGUAUAAGAUUGACUUGUUAUUUUUAUACCACUUACACUGAGCAUUAAAACAAAAUUCACCAAUAGACCAAAUGACAAGGAUCAAAACAGAAACAAAUGAAAUAUUUUAGGAACAAACUUGGACCAUUUUAAACCAAAGAUGGUAACCACAUAUAAUAUAGAGGAAUAAUAUAGUGACUGGAAAUCUACAAGGACAUAAGUGACAGAGGAGGAACCUUUCACAAGAGACAAAAAGCGCACAGUUGGAAUAUUUCUUACACAAAUUGAUCUUAACUGUUAAAUUAUUUACAGUUUAACAGUUUCAAUUAUUUAUUACAGGUAAAAGCACACAAAAAAUAUAAUUUACAUAAUAAUAAUUAAUGAAUUACUGAUAUAAUUCUCAAUGUAAUUCCAAACCUUAAUUUUACACAUAUCUGGACAAUCCCAUGUUUUUGUUGUUGCAUUCACUUUCUAGAAUUUGAUGGUGCCACAGUUUGAGACGGAGGGCAGGGGCCUGUAUAACUCUAUGGGAGAUUUACCGUUUUUGAAAGAAAUAUCCAAACAACAAAUGUUGAACCUUAUCAUUAUACAUACUUGCCAUAUUAAUCUUAUGGCACUUUAAAUUCUUUUAACUGUCAUGUCUUUGGUGUUGAUUAAUGGCACCACUCUUAAAACUAUUGAAUUUGGUUUAUUUAUACAGACAGUGAAGACAUUGAACUUUGUGCCAGUUUUUGUUUCAUGUGAGUAGGCCAAAUUAUUGCAACGAUAUCAACCAUAAACCAAGACAAAACAUUUCUAUUUUGACAUUUAAAAGGUAAAUUCUACCAUAGGGUCCUCCGGCUCAAUGUUAAACUAUAGGGAUUUUUUAAUGUUCACUUGUUACGUACUGUGAACACAAACUGAUAGCUUAGUUAUAAUAUUAUACAGUGCAUUAAAGCCAACAGUACUUUUCCCAAAUUUAUCAGACUAUCCCAAAUUGCUUAUAUGUCCUUUAGAUUCACAACUUUUGAUAUUGGGAAAAUCUAUCAACUGCUUUUAAUACCACUAUCCUUCAGCUGCAUUAUUUAGCACAUAUACAUACCUAUAUAUUUUAGCUUUGUUUCUUUGGAUUAGGACCAAGCUGAUUUUGGCUUUAAGCAUGAAUGAGGUGUAAUAAGGUGUGUUUUAAGGGGUGGGGCAGCUAGUUUCUUUAAAGCUUUCAAACCGCCAUAGUCUUAAAUAUAUCGGUAGCUUUCUAUAUAAUAGUCUCAAUAUCCAUUCCAUUGUACUAUGUUUACAAAUGUUCAAAUGUAGAACACUUUUCUUCCAUUUAUACAGGAGCGAGAACAGUUUGUAAUGACAUUCUGAAUGCUGUUGUUAUUAUGGUGUCUUACAUGAGAAACAUUUCCACAACUUGUAAUAAACUAGCAAGGCUCUAC
Messenger RNA from Periophthalmus magnuspinnatus, 3200 nucleotides. Its product is annotated as glucose-6-phosphate 1-dehydrogenase. Gene Ontology annotation, biological process: glucose metabolic process; pentose-phosphate shunt, oxidative branch. Gene Ontology annotation, cellular component: cytosol. Lineage: Eukaryota; Metazoa; Chordata; Actinopteri; Gobiiformes; Gobiidae. Gene Ontology annotation, molecular function: NADP binding; glucose-6-phosphate dehydrogenase activity. The record is from RefSeq and is a predicted model, not a curated record. The transcript has 13 exons. Bases 20 to 1615 code for a protein of 531 amino acids.